AUGACGACGAUCUCAGAUCUUCCAAAGGAAUUGGUAGAGGAGAUUAUCUCUGGGGUUCCUACGAAAUUGAUGAGAGCAGUUCGAGGAGACAAUACUAGGCUUGUGGUUUGGAAUCCUUAUAUCGGGCAAACAAGGUCGAUCAAACUCGUGAAGGGAUGGGACACGUGCAGUUACGCUUUCGGAUGCUUGGAGAAGAAUAAAAAAUCUUGUCGUAGCCACAAAAUCUUGAGGUUUUUAGAUGAUGACACACUUUACAACGGAAGAGACAACUUUAGAUUCAAGUUCUUGAAAGUGAAUACGGGACCUGAAGUUUCAUUAGUACUUGAGAGUUUCAUCAUUGACGAAGAGAAGAAAGUCGUCAUGGUUAGUGAGGGUUUUAAACACCGAAUAUCUUACAUUCUUGGAGAGAAUGGAUACUUAAGAGAAUUGGAUCUAGGAGAAUCUAUCUACACAAACUGUUGGACACAAGCGUGCUCUUAUGUUCCAAGUUUAGUGCAACUCAAGCAACCAGCAGGAGGCAAAAGGAAACUACAAAGCAGAGCGCUGAGACUUGUCGCACUUGAUAAGCGAAUCAAUAAGUAA
Arabidopsis thaliana (thale cress) is the source of this 582-nucleotide messenger RNA. Its product is annotated as F-box associated ubiquitination effector family protein. The record is from RefSeq and is marked reviewed. NCBI's taxonomy places the organism in Eukaryota, Viridiplantae, Streptophyta, Magnoliopsida, Brassicales, Brassicaceae. The transcript is spliced from 3 exons. The coding region runs from base 1 to 582 and encodes 193 amino acids.